UCAAAAUGUCAAAUAUAUUUGUUUGUUUAUCAAAGCAUUUAGAAUGCUAAAAAGUUCUAUAAAUUGUAUUGCUAAUCAUUAAAAAUGAAAUUCCGUUUCUGUGGAGACUGUGACUGUCCGGAUUGGGUGUUGGCUGAAAUUCACUCGUCAUUGUCUAUGCUCACUUCGGUUAAAUUGAAAAUAUUGACACAACUCGUUGCAAACAGCAUAGUAGGUGAAGAAGUACCGGAAUCAAAAUUGAAAAGUUCCUUUAUGAACAAUAAAAAUGAUUUAAAGUCUAUCAAGUCGGCGAUGUCUUGUAUUCGAUUUUUGUUGGUGAAUGCGACACGAUUUCAAACUGAUGAAAGUACAUUUUCAACGGAGUUGCAGCAAUUGGGUCUCCCUACCGAACAUUCCACCGCCAUUUGUCGUGUAUUCAAAGAACAAAAUGGUAGCAUUCAGGAAUAUCUGACAAAGAACAGUCUUACAGUGAAUGAGCUCAUCGAUAUGACAUUCGAUAUACCAACUGAUACAAUAGACUGUGCUUGCAUUAAAUUCAAAUUGAAAAAUGAAUUAGUUGAUGGAGUGCCUACGGAAACAAAUCACGAGAUCAACGUAGGGAAGUCCAACAUAAAAAUGUUACUCAAAGAAAUGAAAGCGGUUCGCAGCCUUAUGGACGAAACGGAAUGAGAACCGAAAACCGGUCAACCCAUUCAUGCGGCAUAGAAAGUGUUGCAGUCAUAUAUAUUUUUAAAUUUAUAUUUUGAUGCAAAAAGCAUUUAAUGAAAUUAGUAUAAGUGCAGUCAGGCUCUCAAGUGAUAUUCUCCAAAUUUCAUUUGCUUGAAUAAAAAAUAAUGAUAAUUUAGAGCAUUUUACUUAUUAGAAGAAGAGUUUCUGAAUUUAAAACCUGCAACACAUACGAUUUUAACAAUAAAUUUUCGUUUAAA
Contarinia nasturtii (swede midge) is the source of this 926-nucleotide messenger RNA. Its product is annotated as COMM domain-containing protein 4. The record is from RefSeq and is a predicted model, not a curated record. The transcript has 4 exons. The coding region runs from base 85 to 669 and encodes 194 amino acids. Lineage: Eukaryota; Metazoa; Arthropoda; Insecta; Diptera; Cecidomyiidae.